Molecule: messenger RNA, 1441 nt
Organism: Phytophthora nicotianae INRA-310
Lineage: Eukaryota; Oomycota; Peronosporomycetes; Peronosporales; Peronosporaceae
Product: developmentally-regulated GTP-binding protein 1
Exons: 1
Coding region: 71-1180 (369 amino acids)
Biological process (GO): cytoplasmic translation
Cellular component (GO): cytoplasm
Molecular function (GO): GTPase activity; GTP binding
Source: RefSeq, a predicted model, not a curated record
CGUAGCUGCUCGGCCAUCCGUUGCCACUUGCUUAUCCUCCCACUAGACCUGUACACCUACGUAGGCAGCCAUGUCAUCCGCUAUGGCCAAGAUCGCCGAGCUGGAGGCCGAGUAUGCUCGUACGCAGAAGAACAAGGCCACUAUGAAGCAUCUGUGUCUUCUCAAGGCCAAGAUCGCCAAGCUACGGCGCGAGGUGACAGACGCCGGCUCCAAGUCCGGCGGUGGCGGUACAGGCGAAGGCUUCGACGUCAACAAGGCCGGUGACACACGCGUGGGGCUCGUGGGAUUCCCCUCUGUGGGCAAAUCUACGCUUCUAACUAAACUCACCGGCACUUUCUCCGAGUCGGCGUCCUACGAGUUCACGACACUCACAGCCAUCCCAGGAACGCUCAAUUACCGCGGUGCUCGCAUCCAGAUCCUCGAUCUUCCCGGUAUUAUUGAGGGCGCAAAGGACGGUAAAGGUCGCGGCCGACAGGUCAUCGGUACAGCCCGUACCUGCAACGUCAUUCUCAUUGUGCUGGACGCCAUGAAGCCCGCCACACACAAGAAACUCAUCGAGUUCGAGCUCGAGGGCUUCGGUAUCCGCCUCAAUAAGAAGCCGGCCAACAUGGUCUUCCGUCGCAAAGAGCGUGGCGGUAUCAACUUCCAGACUACCGUCCCUCAGAGCGAGCUGGACGCAGACACAGUCUACCAGAUCCUGCACGAGUACAAGAUCCACAACGCCGACGUGACGCUGCGUGCCGAUGUGACGGUGGACGAGUUCAUCGACCAGAUCGAGGGCAACCGCGUGUAUAUCCCGUGUCUGUACGUGCUCAACAAGAUCGACCAGCUCACGAUCGAAGAACUGACGAUCAUCGACCAGAUCCCGCACAACGUCGUGAUCUCGGCCCACCACGGAUGGAACCUGGACGAACUGCUCGAGACGAUCUGGGACUACUGCCACAUGAUUCGCAUCUACACCAAGCCUCGGGGUAGACUGCCCGACUACAACGCGCCGGUUAUUCUUCACGAGGAGAACCCGACGGUCGAGAACUUUUGCCAGCGUAUCCACAAGUCGCUGCUAAAGGAGUUCAAGUACGCCUGGGUCUGGGGGUCUUCCUGCAAGCACCAGCCGCAGAAGGUCGGCAAGGAGCAUCAGCUACAGGACGAAGAUAUUGUGCAGAUCGUCAAGAAGGUGUAAGGAGGGUCUGUCGUGCGCUUCCAAGGUGGCGCUCCAAUAUACUGUAGCUGCGUUUCGAUAAAUCAUGGUUUAUUAGAUCCCUCUCCGUUAAAGUGGAGGAUAUCUAUCACAGUCUACGUCUCUAUCUACAGGUUGAUGCUCUGCUGUUUGCACUGGUUAAGAGCAUCGAGGUAGAACUGGCAGGCGGCCACGUCGUUCGAGUUGCGGUCGAUGCACUCGAGGAAGGCCUUGUUGUCACUGGCGCACAAGGCGGCCGAGGAC